AGGCUUUCGCCUCCUUUCGUGACGUCGUCUCUUUAAAGUUGACAAUCAUCAUAGUAUUAAUACUCGCUUGAAACUAUGCCAGAGCACCAAAUAAAAACAGCUGCAGCUCCCUUCGACAACGCUUCUGCGACUGUAGUCCUGCGAACUUGCGACAAUGUCGACUUUCACGUCUUUAGAGAAAUCCUCCUCGUUGCAUCCCCUGUCUUCGCUACCAUCUUCUCCCUACCUAGCCCAAACUCAGACAAUGACGCUGACUCAAAGGAUGGAGUCCCUGUCAUUCCUAUAUCUGAGGACCAGGAGACGAUGGACUACAUCCUACGUCUUUGCUAUCCUUUGCCUGGUCCCCCCAAGCUCACCUCCGUCUCGGUCGCAGAGAAAGUCUUUGAAGCCGCUAUGAAGUAUGAAAUACAGAAGGUGCUAGGUAUAGUUGAAAAUGAGGUAACAUCUCUGGGAAGUGCAGACCCAUUACGCUUGUAUUCCUUCUCAUGUAGGAUUUUUCUGGAGCGCGGAGCACAACGAGCGGCUGAGCUGCUACGCGAAAAGUAUCGACCCAGUGACAAAUGUCCCGGAUGUACCACAUACUCCUCCGGGAAAAAAACAUGUAGAGGAGAUCAUCCAGUUACUGAUGGGCACUUCUGUACGCUGGCCGAGACAUUCUACGCCAAAUGCCCCAGUGACUUGUCGGCUGGUUGUCUUUUUCGCUUAAUCCGAUUCAUAUGCUUUGGUACGGCAUCCUCGUUCUACAAGCCAGAUGAAUCGGACUUUCCAGACGUGAUGAAGCCAAAGUCCUUAAAGAAGACGUCCAGCCAUAGUUCAUAUCCCGACGCGACGCUAUUGGAACAUCAUCCUCCCGACAUCAUCUUGCGCUCAUCGGACAUGGUCGAUUUCCCCGCUCAUAAACUCGUGUUACGUGUGGCAUCCGCUUACGAUAUCGUUGAUCGCUGCGUAGCAGGAGGCCCUCUUUCCUCAGAUGGGAUUCCAAUCGUUGAUCUCGCUGAGAGUAGCAUCAUUGUCGGGGCACUUCUCGAACGCUGCUACGCUGGUGGGGAGGUCAGCACGCGUGCUGUUGACACUAAUAAAGAAACCCAGGUUUGGCGUGCAGCGAGGAAAUACAAGAUGAGGCGGCUUGCAGAAGCGGUGAAGAGUCAACUUCUGUCGCGAAUACGCACCUCUCCACUCAAGACGUAUUUCACAGCGGUCUCGUGUCAUUGGCAGAUAGAAGCUGAGGAAGCAGCUCGUGAUAUCGCUUCGCAAGAAAUAUGCUUAUCCACAAGCUAUGUCACCGAGAUGGACGGCAUGGGAACUCUUGAUGCCUAUCGGAAACUUCUCCGAUUCUGCCAUAAAGUCUCUCACUCACAGUACCAAGUUUUACAGGCAUUGUCUCCUGACAUGCCGAAAUCGGAACAAGGAGACUCAUGGUAUGAUCCAGCGUUCUCUCGCCCCUCCAAGAUCCCAGUAGGGAUCAUCCUCCGCCUACUGAAGGAUCUGGGACAAAGUAGCUAUCAUUCAAAAUUUGUCAGGCAGGAGUAUGACACCAAUCCCAUGGCGUUCGGCAGAGAGCUGUUCUCAAGGUACACACCGGUAGAACAGCAACUUUUGGACGGGUUGUCCAAGGUCAUUAAUUUUCAAGUUAUGUGCUAUUUUCUUAUCCUGACGGAAUCAUCCAGAUUACCUUGGAAUUAUGAGCACAAUUUGUAGAUGUACGCUCGAGGUCUGCGCAUAAUGUUUUGCUAUAUUUGUCAUGACUCGGACGACUGCUCUUCGGACUCAGAAGAUAGUAACUAUGAUAAUAUGUUGAACCGUUUGUUUUUGGCCCUCGUAGAAACUCGUUCUGGAAAUGGACCCGAUACAAGCACUUUUCGCUA
Molecule: messenger RNA, 1865 nt
Organism: Somion occarium
Lineage: Eukaryota; Fungi; Basidiomycota; Agaricomycetes; Polyporales; Cerrenaceae
Source: the annotation of a GenBank genome assembly